Penicillium cataractarum is the source of this 3243-nucleotide messenger RNA. RefSeq names its product chitin synthase class II (gene chsB). Bases 1 to 3243 code for a protein of 1080 amino acids. Gene Ontology annotation, molecular function: chitin synthase activity. The transcript has 4 exons. Gene Ontology annotation, cellular component: cell periphery; cell septum. The record is from RefSeq and is a predicted model, not a curated record. NCBI's taxonomy places the organism in Eukaryota, Fungi, Ascomycota, Eurotiomycetes, Eurotiales, Aspergillaceae.
AUGAGCCGUCAUCCGCCAUCCAAUUACGGCGAUGAGCCGCCUGCGUACUUGGACCACGAUGCUUCCUCAUACCUCUCCGAUAACGAGUCUCCCAGCGGUGCGCCGCGACAAAAUGGCGCGACCAUGCGUCUGCUACCAACGAGUGGUGACAUCGAUGGGGAUCUGAGAGGUGGUCCUCGCGCGUCUUCGCCAUUGCAGUACCAACCAGCCUAUUCUGAUUCUACUCCGACUGGACAAGCACCUGCAUAUGACAACCGCUAUUACAAUGUCCCCAGCGUAACUUCACCAUCACGUCCACCUUCCAGCAUUGGAAACGCCCCCAGCAUCCCAGCACCUACCGCCAGUCUGGCAGAUACAUCAGUAUACCCGUCAAUUCCCCCACGAACAGGAUCACCCACCCGCCCUUGGAGUCCUGGUCACGUUCGCCCUCCCUCGGUAUCGAGUGUUGGAUAUGAGCGCGCCGAUAUCAAUGGUAGCCCACGCCCCGGGACACCCAGUUCAAGAUAUGGAGGAAGCCCCAGACGGCCUCUGCCUCCGGCUCCCUUGUUCUCUGGUCCGGCCCCGUCAUCGUCUUCAGGCAUAGACUCAAGCAUCGAUAUUGGAGAUGGCAUGGCUGGAGCGGACCCGUUCGGUGGAGGUGGCCGGACUAUCAACCACACAUCUCGCGGCAGCGUUCGAUCAUUCAUGAGCGAGUCGACGGUGAUGGGUGAUGAAAAGGACGAGAUGGCCAAGGUCGACUUGGAAGAAGACGACGAUGACGAGUCGAGCAUGAUUGAUCCCAAUUUGCACUAUGGACCUGCGCCCGAUAAGCAAGGUCGUCGUGGUGUUCGUGAUACUCAGAUGGCGAAGAAAGAGGUCCAGCUUAUCAACGGAGAGCUGAUCUUGGAGUGUAAAAUCCCUACGAUUCUGCACAGUUUCCUCCCCCGUCGAGACGAGCGUGAGUUUACUCACAUGCGGUACACGGCCGUGACCUCCGAUCCAGACGAAUUCACGUCUCGGGGAUACAAGCUGCGCCAGCAGAUUGGUAGCACUACACGUGAGACUGAGUUGUUUAUUUGCGUGACAAUGUACAACGAAGAUGAGAUCGGCUUCACCAGAACCAUGCACGGUAUCAUGCGCAACAUCAGCCACUUCUGUUCGCGUACCAAGUCCCGUACUUGGGGUAAGGAUGGGUGGAAGAAGAUUGUGGUCUGUAUCAUCUCCGAUGGUCGAAAGAAGGUGCACCCACGAACCUUGAAUGCGUUGGCCGCCUUGGGUGUGUAUCAGGAGGGUAUUGCGAAGAACAUUGUCAACCAGAAGGAGGUGCAAGCCCACGUGUACGAGUACACUACCCAGGUGUCACUUGACUCGGAUCUGAAGUUCAAGGGUGCCGAGAAGGGUAUCAUGCCUUGCCAAGUUAUCUUCUGUCUGAAGGAGCACAACCAGAAGAAGCUUAACUCGCACCGAUGGUUCUUCAAUGCAUUUGGUCGUGCCCUGCAGCCCAAUAUCUGUAUCCUGCUCGACGUUGGUACCAAGCCCGAGCCGACUGCCUUGUACCACCUGUGGAAGGCGUUUGACCAGGACUCCAACGUCGCUGGUGCUGCUGGUGAAAUUAAGGCUGGUAAGGGUAAGGGCAUGCUGGGUCUCUUCAAUCCGCUCAUUGCCAGUCAGAACUUCGAGUACAAGAUGUCCAACAUUCUGGACAAGCCCCUCGAAUCUGUAUUCGGCUACAUUACUGUGCUUCCAGGUGCGCUUAGUGCCUACCGCUUCUUCGCCCUACAGAAUGACGCCGACGGUCACGGUCCACUCAACCAAUACUUCAAGGGUGAGACACUGCACGGCCAGGAUGCAGACGUGUUCACUGCCAACAUGUACCUGGCUGAGGAUCGUAUUCUUUGCUGGGAGCUUGUCGCCAAGCGAGAAGAGAGAUGGGUUCUCAAGUUCGUCAAGAGUGCCGUUGGAGAGACUGAUGUGCCUGACUCGGUACCUGAGUUUAUCUCGCAGCGUCGUCGUUGGCUGAACGGUGCUUUCUUCGCGGCUGUGUACUCAAUCUUCAAUGCGAAGCAGAUCUGGAAGACGGAUCAUUCGCUGGCGAGAAAGAUCUUGCUACACAUUGAGUUUGUGUAUCAAUUCUUCAACCUGUUGUUUACCUACUUUGGUUUGGCGAACUUCUACCUUGCUUUUUACUUCAUCGCGGGCUCGCUCACUGAUGAAACGCUUGAUCCGUUCGGUCACAACAUGGGCAAGUACAUCUUUGUUGUGCUGCGCUACGCCUGUGUUCUGGUUAUGUGUCUGCAGUUUAUCAUCUCUCUGGGUAAUCGUCCUCAAGGUGCCAAAAAUCUUUACCUCUCUGGUAUCAUCGUCUACGCCAUCAUCAUGUUCUACACCGUCUUCUGCGCACUCUACCUCGUCGUUAUGGAGCUCAUGUCGCGAGCUGGUGUUGGCAAGUCUGACCUGGACGUCAGCAACUCGCUCUUGCUUAACAUUGUCAUGUCCAUGCUGUCCACUGUCGGCUUGUACUUCUACACAUCGUUCUUGUACCUCGACCCGUGGCACAUGUUCACUUCGUCUGCGCAAUACUUCUUGCUUAUGCCCAGUUAUAUCUGCACGUUGCAGGUAUACGCCUUCUGUAACACGCACGACGUGACAUGGGGAACUAAGGGUGACAACGUCAUCAACACAGAUCUCGGUGCUGCUAAGGUCAUCAACGGGUCUACUGUGGUUGUCGAAAUGCCCUCUGAGCAGCUGGAUAUUGAUAGCGGGUACGAUGCCGCACUGCGCAACCUCCGUGACCGUCUCGAAGUCCCCGAGACCCCUGUCUCCGAGGCCCAGAUGCAAGAGGACUAUUACCGCGCUGUCCGCACGUACAUGGUCUCUAUCUGGAUGGUUGCCAACGUCAUUCUCGGUAUGGCCGUGUCUGAGGUCUACGGUGUUGACUCGGGCGGUACGAACAUCUACCUCGCCAUAAUUCUGUGGUCUGUCGCUGUUUUGGCCGGUGUGCGCGCUAUCGGCUCAACAGUCUACGCUAUACUAAACCUCGUCCACAAGAUCGUCGAAGGCAAGACCAAAUUCGACGCUGGCAAUAUGUCCAACUUCGCACCCAGUUCCUUCGGCGGGAGCAGUGUUGGUGGAAGUAGCUCCGAGAGAAGUGGUCCUUCGAAGCCUAUCCGGUACAGUGGUGGACCUAGCUUCAAGGACCGUAUUGCCGAGGCUAGAUGGACUGCUGGUCGGACUCUGGGCAAAGCUAUGUUCUGGCGAAAAUAG